ACGUUUCUGUUGGUCAUUCUCGAUGCGAUGCUAAUGAUGAGUUUGUACCUGAUGAGGAUGAUCAGCCCGCCCAUAAGACUUUGGCUAGUGGUAGGAAGAAAAGAGCCGCUUCAACCUCUGUCUCCUACAAGGACUACGAUUUGGAUGAAAUUGAGGAAGAUGCGCCAAGAAAGAAGCGUGGGAAGACAUUAACUCCGAAGACUAUAGAAGCAUCGGCAAGCUCUUCAAAACCAACAAAGGCUGUCAUUACAAGAGCCAAGCGAUCUCCUGGUAAGACAAAAGAAGUAGAAAAAAACGGUCCGAUGAAUGCAAUUUACAUUGACACGGAUGAUGAAGUUGAAGAGACGGAGAUUGCACAAGUCGAAACUACCAAGCCUGUCCAAACUCAAAAGGCAUCUGAUAAUCAAGAUAAUAAGCUUAAGCGAUUAUUGCAAAGCAAGGACAGCCAAUUGGUCCAAGUAAACUUCAGGCAAUUAAUCCCGGAAUGGCUGGCUGCUUUUUCAGAAAAGGAUAAGCAAGAGCUUGCCUUGCUCCUUCCCGAGGCUGAUCAAGUCCUUAAGAACAAGAAGAUUACGAUUAGGCCAGACUUUGGAAAAGUGGCUACCAAUCAUUGUUACGAAGCUGCCGAAAAGUGGCAGGAUAUUUUGUUCUUGGGUGGCUUCGAUCCAGACAACAAGCCUGAAACUGUAAAUGCUGAGGACGACAGCUUUAAAGAUGAAAAUUAUGAACAGCAUUGGGGCGAUCGUAUCAAAGAAUUUAAUGAGGAAAAAAGAAAGCGUGAGGAGACCGAUGUUGGCCGCUCGAACGUAAAGAAAGCCAAAGGAAAGGGCAAGUCCUCGUGGUAACCCACAUAUGUAAAACCACACACACACAUACACAUACACAUACACACACACACACACACACACACACACACACACUCAAGUUAACUGUUUCGGGUUAUUUAUAUAAAUAAAAAAAUUAUUAUUGUUUCAAA
Molecule: messenger RNA, 976 nt
Organism: Mucor mucedo
Lineage: Eukaryota; Fungi; Mucoromycota; Mucoromycetes; Mucorales; Mucoraceae
Exons: 2
Coding region: 303-845 (180 amino acids)
Source: RefSeq, a predicted model, not a curated record